AUGAAAUCUAUCUUAUAUCUAUAUCUAUCUAUCUAUUUAAUCUAUCUAUCUAUCUAUCUAUUAUUCUAUCUAUAUUUUAGUAUCAAUCAUAUCAUCUAUCUAUCUAUCUCUAUUAUCUUUUUCAUAUCUAUCUAUCUAUCUAUCUCUAUCUAUUCUAUCUAUCUUUAUAUCUCAUAUCUAUCUUUCAUAUCUAUUUUAUCUGUAUCUAUCUAUUUAUCUAUCUAUCUAUCUAUCUAUCUAUCUAUCUAUCUAUAUCUAUCUAUCUAUCUUUUCAUCUAUAUUUUAUAUUUUCUAUCAUUUUAUCUAUCUAUCUAUCUAUCUAUUUAUUCAUAUCUAUCUAUCUAUGAUCUAUCUAUCUAUCUAUCUCUUUUAUCUAUAUCAGUUUCUAUCUAUCUAUCUUUAUUCUAUCUAUCUAUCUAUCAAUCUAUCUAUCUAUCUAUUAUCUAUCUAUUUAGUAUUUUCAUAUCUAUUUAUCUAUCUAUCUAUCUUUAUUCAUAUCUAUCUAUCUAUCAAUCUAUCUAUCUAUCUCUCUUUCUACCUAUUUUAUAUUUUCAUAUCAGUUUAUCUAUCUAUGAAUCUAUCUUUAUUCAUAUCUAUCUAUCUAUCUAUCUAUCUAUCUAUCUAUUUUCAUACCUAUUUUAUAUUUUCAUAUCAGUUUAUCUAUCAUAUCUAUCUAUCUUUAUUCAUAUCUAUCUAUCUAUCAAUCUAUCUAUCUAUCUAUCUAUCUAUCUAUUCUAUCUUUCAUAUCAGUUUAUCUAUGAAAUCUAUCUUUAUUCUAUCUAUCUAUCUAUCAAUCUAUCUAUCUAUCUAUCUAUCAUCAUCUCUAUUUUAUAUUUUCAUAUCAGUUUAUCUAUGAAAUCUAUCUAUUUAUUCAUAUCUAUCUAUCUAUAUCUAUCUAUCUAUCUUUUAUCUAUCUAUCUAUCUAUCAAUCUCUUUUCUAUGAAAUCUAUCUUUAUCUAUCUAUCUAUCAAUCUAUCUAUCUAUCUAUUUAUCUAUUUUAGUAUUUUCAUAUCAGUUUAUCUAUCUAUCUAUCUAUCUAUCUAUCUAUCUAUCUAUCUAUCUAUCUAUCUAUCUAUUUAUCUAUUUUAUAUUUUCAUAUCAUAUUUUCAUAUCUAUCUAUCUAUCUAUCUAGCUAUAUUUAUUCAUAUCUAUCUAUCUAUCAAUCUAUCUAUCUAUCUAUCUAUCUAUUUCAUACCUAUUUUAGUAUUUUCAUAUCAGUUUAUCUAUAUAUCUAUCUAUCUUUAUUCAUAUCUAUCUAUCUAUCAAUCUAUCUAUCUAUCUAUCUUUCAUAUCUAUUUUAGUAUUUUCAUAUCACUAUCUAUCUAUCUAUCUUUAUUCAUAUCUAUCUAUCUAUCAAUCUAUCUAUCUAUCUAUCUAUUUCAUUCUAUUUUAGUAUUUAUCAUAUCAGUUUAUCUAUAUCUAUCUAUCUUUAUCUAUCAUAUCUAUCUAUCUAUCAAUCUAUCUAUCUAUCUAUCUAUCUAUCUAUCUAUUUUAGUAUUUUCAUAUCAGUUUAGCUUAUCUAUGAAUCUAUCUUUAUUAUCUAUCUAUCUAUCUAUCUAUCUAUCUAUCUAUCUAUUUUCAUACCUAUUUUAUAUUUUCAUAUCAGUUUAUCUAUCUAUGAAAUCUAUCUUUAUUCAUAUCUAUCUAUCUAUCAAUCUAUCUAUCUAUCUCUUUUCAUACCUAUUUUACUAUCUUUCUUCAUAUCUAUCUAUCUAUCUAUCUAUCUAUCUAUCUAUCAAGUUUUUCAUACCUAUUUUAGUAUUUUCAUAUCAGUUUAUCUAUCUAAUCUAUCUAUCUUUAUUCAUAUCUAUCUAUCUAUCAAUCUAUCUAUCUAUCUAUUUAUCAUACCUAUUUUAG
Acanthosepion pharaonis is the source of this 1857-nucleotide messenger RNA. NCBI's taxonomy places the organism in Eukaryota, Metazoa, Mollusca, Cephalopoda, Sepiida, Sepiidae. The record is from the annotation of a GenBank genome assembly.